AUGGCUGUUGGGGAACAGUAUUGGGACAAGAAGGAAGGCGGUGCUUCAGUGAACUGCCCGGGGACUGGCGAUGACAUGAAUGGGGACCCGGCGACAGUGAAGAGGCUUCGUCAGGAGGAGACUCACAUCUGUGAGAAAUGCUGCGGAGAGUUCUUCAGCGUCUCUGAGUUCUUAGAACAUAAGAAAAAUUGCACUAAACACCCACCUGUCCUCAUCAUGAACGACAGCGAGGGGCCGAUGCCUUCCGAAGACUUCUCCGGGGCUGGGCUGAGCCACCAGCCACGCAGUCCAAGCAUUAAGGACAGUCACAGGGAGAAUGGCAGCAGCUCAGGGGACAUGAAGGAGAAGCCAGGGGCGGAGUCUGUCCUGUACUUAAAGACGGAGCCCGCCCUGCCACCCACAGCCCAGGACUUAAGCUAUUUACCCAAAGGCAAAGUGGCCAACACUAACGUCACUCUUCAAGCACUACGGGGCACCAACGUGGCAGUGAAUCAGCGGAGCGCGGACGCGCUGCCCGCCCCCCUGCCCGGUGCCAACAGCAUCCCGUGGGUCCUGGAGCAGAUCCUGUGUCUGCAGCAGCAGCAGCUACAGCAGAUCCAGCUCACCGAGCAGAUCCGAGUCCAGGUGAACAUGUGGGCCGCCCAUGCCCUCCACUCGGGCGCAGCGGGAGCUGACACCCUGAAGACCUUGGGCAGCCACGUGUCCCAGCAGGUCUCUGCAGCCGUGGCUUUGCUCAGCCAGAAAGCUGGAAGCCAGGGUCUGUCCCUGGACACCUUGAAACAAGCCAAGCUACCUCACACAAGCAUCCCUUCCACCACCAGCUCGGUGUCCCCGGGGCUGCUGUCCUUCGCCCUGAGGCCGGAUGGGACGAGGGUGCUCCCAAACCGCAUCCCCGGUGCUCUGCUACCCCCGACCCCAAGCUCUGUGCUCUUCCAGAGCCCUUUCUCCACGGUGGCGUUAGACCCGUCUAAGAAAGGGAAAGGGAAGCCACCCAACGUGUCCCCGGUGGAUGUCAAACCCAAAGACGAGGCCUCCCUCUACAGGCACAAGUGUAAGUACUGUAGCAAGGUUUUUGGGACUGAUAGCUCCUUGCAGAUCCACCUCCGCUCCCAUACUGGAGAGAGACCCUUCGUGUGCUCUGUCUGUGGCCACCGGUUCACCACCAAGGGCAACCUCAAGGUACACUUUCAUCGACACCCCCAGGUGAAGGCGAACCCCCAGCUGUUUACCGAGUUCCACGACAAAAUGGCAGCAGGCAAUGGCGUUCCCUAUGCACUCUCUGUACCUGUCCCCAUAGAUGAAUCGAGUCUCUCUCUAGACAGCAAACCUGUCCUGGUCACAGGGACCCCCAAUGUAGGUCUACCUCAGAACCUCUCUUCGGGGACUAACCCCAAGGACCUAGUGGGGGGCCCACUGGUCCCUGACCUGCAGCCCGGGCCGUCUCCAGAAAGUGAGGAUGGAUCCCUACUCUCUGGGGUGGGGCCAAACCAUAAUUCCCCAAGGGUUGGUGGCUUCCAAGGGAGAGGGACACCCGAGCCAGGGUCAGAGACCAUGAAGUUGCAGCAGCUGGUUGAGAACAUUGACAAGGCCACCACGGACCCCAACGAAUGUCUCAUUUGCCACCGGGUCUUAAGCUGCCAAAGCUCCCUCAAAAUGCAUUACCGAACCCACACCGGGGAGAGGCCCUUCCGCUGUAAGAUCUGUGACCGAGCUUUCUCCACCAAAGGCAACCUGAAGACACACUUUACGGUUCACCGAACCAACACGUCCAUGAAGACGCAGCACUCGUGCCCCAUCUGCCAGAAGAAGUUUACCAACGCAGUCAUGUUGCAGCAGCAUAUUCGGAUGCACAUGGGUGGUCAGAUUCCCAACACACCCCUGCCGGAGAGUCCCUGUGACCUGGUGGGUCCCGAGCUGAUGAUGGUGGGUGAGAACGGCAGCACAGGUGCUGUCUGUCACGACGACAUUGUCGAAAGCAUCGAUGUUGAUGCAGUCGGCUCCCAAGAUGCUCCCAGCAGCUCCUCGAAGGUCCCCCUGCCUCUUUCCGGCAUCCACUCGGCAUCGCCCACAACGGGGUUCACCUUGAUGGCCCCCCUGGAGGCCUCGGGGAAGCUGGGUCCUGCUCCUCUGGUCCUGCAGCGACAGAGCAGCCGAGAGAACGGUUCGGUGGAGAGCGAUGGCUUGACCACCGACUCCUCGUCCUCAGUGAUGGGAGACCAGGAGUAUCAGAGCCGAAGUCCAGACAUCCUGGAGGCGACCUCCUUUCAGGCCCUCUCCCCGGCCAAUAGCCAAGCAGAAAGCAUCAAGUCCAAGUCUCCUGAUGCUGGUGGCAGAGCAGACGGCUCGGACAGCAGCCGCACUGAGAUGGAAGGUCGGAGCAGUCUCCCAUCAGCAUUUGUCCGAGCCCAGCCAACCUUUGUCAAAGUGGAAGUUCCUGGUGCAUUUGGACCCGCGACCAUGUCCCCAGGCAUGGCACCUUUGCUGGCGGCCCAGCCACGCCGCCAGGGUAAGCAGCACGCCUGCACGCGGUGCGGGAAGAACUUCUCGUCGGCCAGCGCCCUCCAGAUUCAUGAGCGGACUCACACUGGGGAGAAGCCUUUCGUGUGUAGCAUAUGUGGGCGAGCUUUCACCACCAAAGGCAACUUGAAGGUUCACUACAUGACGCAUGGCGCCAGCAACAGCUCCGCGCGCCGCGGGAGGAAGCUGGCCAUCGAGAACACCAUGGCUCUGCUAGGAACAGACACAAAGAGGGUCCCAGAGGUGUUUCCCAAGGAAAUCAUGGCCCCUUCAGUGAACGUGGACCCUGUUGUGUGGAACCAGUACACCACCAUGCUCAACGGUGGUCUGGCCAUGAAGACCAACGAGAUCUCGGUGAUCCAGAGCGGAGGCAUCCCGACUCUCCCCGUGUCCCUGGGUGCCAGCUCCGUGGUCAGCAACACCACCGUCUCCAAGAUCGAUGGCUCCCAGUCGGUGAGCAGCGACGUGGAAAAGCCGGGUGCUGCUGACAGCGUCCCCAAACACCAGUUCCCUCACUUCCUGGAGGAAAACAAGAUUGCGGUCAGCUAAGCGAUGGGAGAGCCAGUGUGAAGGAGAAAUGCAGAGUGACCGCUUGAACUGGAUCUUUUGUUUUUGUCGUUGUUGUUGUUUAAAAACCCAUCUCCUCCUGUUUGUUUUUUUACUGAUGUGCAAAUGUUUACAGUUGUGACCACAACCUCAGGCACGUCCAACAAUCACGAUGUUGCUAUGCUGCUUUGCUAAAAAAACAAAACAAAACCACACACAUACUAAAAUAAAUACAGACUAGUAUUUUUUUUUUUUAAUUUUGGAAGAAGCGGGUCUUGCAAAGUGGCUUUGUUACUUGAGACAAACUGUAUAUAUGAAGACUUUGUACAAGCUAGAGGAACUAUUUCCAAAGAUUGUCCCCCGUUUCAAGUUGGAACUUACUAAACCACGAUGGGAAAGAAACUGCUUAGCCUAACUGGGGAGGGGGAGCUGCAUACUUCCGGGACUGUGUGCGGGUAAACGGACUGGGUCUGUCGUCCUUGCUGACCUGCUCUGUAUGUCCCUCGACCCUGCACCCAUCUUUUGUUCUGUUUCCUUUUUGAAUGUACCUUCCUUUUUAUUUUUAACUAAGGUGUGGAGUUACAAAAUUCCUUCCACCUUGGGACCGGGAGCAGGAUGCCCUCCAAUGGACGAUCUCAGUCCCUCGGGAGUCAAUGUGUGUGUUGCUGCUUGUUGAAAUACAGUUCAGUUGGAGCCCUAAGAGUGCCAAUGUCUUCCCUGCUUCCAGAGCCGCCUUCCUGAACACCAGGACAGGUGGCACCUGAGCAGGGGACCUCAGGUGAUGAUUUAGUUCACCAGUGCCUACUCUAGCGAAGAAAUGAGUCUUUCAUUCUUGAAGAAACUCAUGGAGGGCAUGUUUCUGAUAAGAGGUUCACAUACUACUUUUUAGAAAAAUUUGGAUGUGACUUAUGCCAAGUAAUUGUGAAGAUUCUCUUCCCCCGUGAGUACUGCAUGAAGGUUACGAAGUUGGAACAGGCGAGUCCUGGGUAUGAAAGCUUUAAUUUAUCUACCUCAUUUAUUUUUUAUUUUUGUAGCUUUAGUCUCUCUUUUCCUAUUUUAUGACCGCUGAAAGUGUUCCCAGUCCCUGUCUUAAACCUAAGAGUUGAUGUAUUGGUGGGAGCGGCUGGACCUUCAAGAUAUUUUGUGAUUUUUUUUUUUAAUCCCUUUCUUGCAUAUAUAAUAAGAAAAUGCUGAAACUUUGCUCUGAUGGUUUAAUGAGGAAGAAGAAGGAAAGACCCUGGUUUGAGUCUUUCCCCUCAAAGUGGAAAUGUACAUCAAAACGUGUAUCAAAAGUUGGUCUCUGAGUUAUUGCACCUGACUUCAGGAUAAAAAAAAAAAAAUUAUUAUUUUUUUGCCAAGUUGUGCCUUUCCUUCUGAAAUUGUAAAUGAACACAAUACUAGAACCUGUUUACACUGUGAAGUGGAUAUUGUUACAGAGGACAUGCCAGAGGCUUUCUCACUGUUAUGCCUUGUGAAUGUAUGAUCUACAGAGAAAACCUUGUAGUUUUACCUGCUGAUGCUGACUGUCGGAAAAUAAAUUUUGGUAU
Myotis lucifugus (little brown bat) is the source of this 4610-nucleotide messenger RNA. It is a transcript of the gene SALL4, whose product is annotated as spalt like transcription factor 4. NCBI's taxonomy places the organism in Eukaryota, Metazoa, Chordata, Mammalia, Chiroptera, Vespertilionidae. Gene Ontology annotation, molecular function: DNA-binding transcription factor activity, RNA polymerase II-specific; RNA polymerase II cis-regulatory region sequence-specific DNA binding. The transcript has 4 exons. The coding region runs from base 1 to 3066 and encodes 1021 amino acids. The record is from RefSeq and is a predicted model, not a curated record. Gene Ontology annotation, biological process: regulation of transcription by RNA polymerase II. Gene Ontology annotation, cellular component: nucleus.